Molecule: messenger RNA, 1301 nt
Organism: Vitrella brassicaformis
Lineage: Eukaryota; Vitrellaceae
Source: the annotation of a GenBank genome assembly
UUUAUCAGUCAAUCAACAAUGUCAUUGGCUGACACGUACGAGUAAGUCAUUAAUGCAUUCACCGCAACCUCACUGCCGGCCAGCCCAAAACUGAGGCAGGCAGUCAGGCAGGCAGUCCAAUUCAAUCCCGUCCCGUCAGUCACUCAUGUACAACGAACGGAUGUCCUCACUCAUCGAUUGAUUGCCUCCCAUCCCAUCACCACUCACUGUACAAAUAGGCCUCUCUCGCCAUGACAUGCCGCAUCGCAUCGCAUCACAGGUGCGCACCACACGAGAAGCUACUUACUACGUCUGCGGGACCUGAUUAUUGAUGCCAUCGACAUCGGGAACGCUCAUCUGCCCAGGAGCGACACCUGACCAACAAACACACCACAUACACAGCCAGCCGGGUAUGGUAUUGCUUGUGUCCGGCGCUCCCUCGCUCCCCUGCUCACUGUGUGCGACUCGUCCGCUUCGUCCGUAGAGCAUCCACAUGAGGAAGAACAUGAAGACGACGAACCCCGCCAUGUACCACAUGUGACGACCACUCUGCACACGGAGGAUCCAGACAGAGAAAGACACUCGCUCGUUGCUUGGAUGCCCUCUUGGCUCUCGUGUGCCCGUGUGUGUGCGCGUCAGGCGUGCUCACCUUACUCUUGACCAUUUCGCCCAGCUUCUUCAUUGUGGUGCCCAUCAUGGCACCGACCUUGUCGAAACUACCGGACUGCAGUCGACAGACACACACAGGUCGCAAGCACAACACUAUUGAAUGCUGCUCCCCUGGCUGACGCCUGCAUCCAGGUGUUUCCUUACCAGGCCAUCGAGGAUGGUGUUUGACUCUCUCACUUGAUCCUUGAUAGCAUGACCCAACUGAAGCAGCAGCAGCAGCAGCAGCAGCAAGAGAGAGAGAGAAACCAACAGAACAGAGUCCAAGGCUGUUUGCUUGCGUGUAUGUGUGUGUGCGCGCGUGUGUUUGGGCACCUCUUUGAGUGUGGAGACUUUGCCCUCCAGGUCUUCGAUGUAUCUGUCAUUCUCCUGCUCCAUCAUGGCCUCGGAGUGGUGCGCAUACCUCUCCUGCUCCUGGUCGCGCCGCUUCGAGUAAUUCGAAAACAGAGCGGCGCGCUGGUCGACCUCGAACCUGCACACAACCACACACCAAAGCAGCGUUCAGAAGAAACCGACAGGCGCCGUGUGGGAGUGGUUGUCCCUCCCUCCCUCUCUGUUACCUGUUCGCCAUCCUCUGCUUGAAGACGUUUCUAUCGGUCAUACAGCAGUGCUCAUCAAUAGCUCACGCUCCGCAGCACAAAGCAAGAAUAUCACAC